This is a messenger RNA of Chiroxiphia lanceolata (lance-tailed manakin), 7185 nucleotides long. RefSeq names its product NHS like 2 (gene NHSL2). The record is from RefSeq and is a predicted model, not a curated record. Gene Ontology annotation, biological process: cell differentiation. The transcript has 8 exons. NCBI's taxonomy places the organism in Eukaryota, Metazoa, Chordata, Aves, Passeriformes, Pipridae. The coding region runs from base 1690 to 4851 and encodes 1053 amino acids.
GGGUGGGGCUGUGUGAGCUGGGCAGAGGGGUGCAGCAAGCUGGGGUGCACCCUUGGGGUGUGCUCAGAAAUAGGGGGGCAGAAGUGGAUCCCCAACCUUGCCAAAGACAGCAGACUGGGGGGCUGGGGUCUUCAGAGGUGAAGGUGUGGUCCCUGCCCCCAACCAUGUGGGUCAGGUUUUUGGGGAGAUGCCCAACCCUGCCUUGUGCCCAGCACACACAUGCACACAUGCGCCCCAACACCUCUUGGUUGAUAUGGAAACGAGUCAAAUUAUUUAGAGGAGAAAGAAGGAAAGAAAAAAAAAAAAGGAAAAAAACCCUGGUGUUAAGGCCUGUCGUUAUGGAAACGACAAAUUAUAAAAGUAACUAGGCUGGGGACGUGGCACCUUGCUUUGGGGUGCCGGGUGUUGUGCGGGUUCCAUCAGCUGGGGGAAGGGUGGGCAAGAGGGCACCCAGGGGCAGGAGGGUACUGUAGACAGGAGAGCAUCUAGGGGUAGGAUGGUACCAUGGCCAAGAGGGCCCAGUAGGUAGAAGGACAUUUGGGGGCAGGAGGGCACUGUGGGCAGGAGGGCAUCCAGGGACAGCAGGGGGGAUGCUUGUGAUGCAGUGCAGGUGAGCUGGGGGCAUGGCAGCCCGACCACCACAGGCAGAGGGGAACGUGGCUUGUACUGGGGGUCCCAGCCCUGUUUCAGGGCUGUUCCCCUUCCCAGGUGAGUGGGAACGCUGGUACUGCCUUGGCACAGAGCAGGGUUUGGCAGCGGGGCAGGAGCAUGUUCCUGGGGAUGGGCAUUCUGCAGCACCACGCUCUGGGUGGCAGAGGGGAACUGUUGGUCACAUGCUGGUAAUUGGAGCACCUCAACUUGAUGGAGAUGGGGCCAGGGACCAGGCAGCGCAGGAUAAGCCCUAAAUCCCCAGGGAUGAGACUCUGGCCAUCCAUAUCCCUGUGUAAAGCUCACAGAGACUCACUCUGUGCCUGGCCGGGGUGGGGAUGUCCUCAGAGGCAGCGUGCCAGUGGUGGCACUCCUUUGGCUCUGUGCUGGGUAGCAAACCCACAUCCGCUCAGAGUGGCAGUGCCGGGGCUGCAGCGUUCCCAUGGCAAAGCCUGGUUGCUGGAGCAGCGCUCAGCUCCCCACUGGGCCAGCUCACCAGCAAGCCCAGAUCCUUCUCCCAGAAACUUUUCCACCCAUAAGGGUGUUUCAGAGGGUCUGGGCAGUCCCAUGGAGCUUUCCUUCCGUGGAGAGGUUGGGGGGUGUCCACACGGGGACAGGGCACGUGAGCCCCAAGCUCCCUGAGCCCAGGGCGAUGGAAGAGAUAGGUCCCCUUGAUCCCCCCUUUCAGUUGCAACUUCUGCUCCUCUGCAGCUGGGAUGUUGCUCCACCAGAGUAUGCAGCAUUUCCUGUGCCCGGGUGCGGCUGGGCACGGGUGGCAGGACUGGCUUCCUUCCCCAAUUUUACCCAGCUCCCUUCUUGGCAGCCCAACAGGGCAGUGUCCAGCCCCCAAAGUGGUAGCAGUGAUGGGGGUUGGUCCCAGCGGGUAGCAGCCUGCCAGGGUGGGACACAGCCACAUCCCAGUCCCUGUGUUCCUGCAGAGCCACUUCUAACCUGGACCUUGAGAGCAAGAAAGCCGCCCCUGCCAAGCUGCCAUGGCAGCAGCCCGUGAACGUCUUCCUGGCAGCCGGGCGCCCACCGGGCAUGGAGCAGCUGCACCAGGAGGCCCAGCUCAACCUCCAGAGCUUGCUGCAAGAGGAGUAUGAGGAGCAGUACACCGAGAGCAGGGUCACUGGGCAGACCUUCCGCACCGCUGGGCACCCCGACACCCCCCCUGAACCGUCACCUCGACCCCCACCUGCCAAGCGUCUUGAGUUCGUGCUUAUGCCCCCGAGCCGUCGAACUGCUGAAGAGGAGAGCACCAGCAGCACCCCCCUCAGCGCUCGCCCCCCUGACACCUCCCUGAGCCUCCCCACCAGCCCGGACAAGCAGCCCCCCUGGCCCAGGGCCUUCCCCCUGCCCCCCGUGGAGGAGAAGCAGUGGCACCAGCCUGGCUCCAUCCAGACCAACAUAGUCCCCAUUAAUGUCUCGGGGCAGCACUUUGCUAGGCUCGCGAGUGCUCGUCACUCCCUGUUUAACACAGAGACCGCGAUGAACCCAAAGUCCACCCUGCGGCGUAGACGGACCAUUAUUGGAUUCCCUAACCUGUCCCUGCGAGACCAAGGCAGUGCCAACGGCCCCACAUCCAGCAAACACGCGCCCAUCGCCGAGUCCCUCUCCUGCAGCUUUGUGCCUGAAGCCACAAGCGGGGGGACGGCACCCCAGGAGAUCGGCCCCCGCCAGCCCCUCUCGGCCCCACUGAGGAAGACCUUCAGUGACCUCGGGGCCCGCUGCUGCCAGCCACCUGCUGCCAUGGAUGGGGCGGCCACCCCCUGUGCCAGCACCUGCAAUGGGACGCAGGGCACCCCUUUCUCCCCACCCUGGAGCGCCCUGGGCUAUGGGAGCCCCCCCAGCCCCACCGCUGGCCUGGGAAAGGUGCCCACCUGCACCUCACCAGGUGGCUCCAUCCCAUCGCCUGGCCCAGGCUCACCCGCUGCUGCCACCCCCUCCUUCUUCAUCGCCACGGAAGAACACAUGGGCAGCAACGGGCCCAGCUUCUUCUCUGGCCCAGUGCCUGCAUCCCCCCUCACCCCUGGGUGCGUCCAAGAAGCCAAGGGGAACUUCUUGCCGGGAAGCCGAGAGGAGCUGGCGCCGGCGGCAGGGCCGAUGCGGCUGGAGGUGGAGCGGGCAGGGUGCCGGUUCCGCGAGCGGUCACUGUCAGUGCCCACGGACUCGGGGUCCCUCUGCUCCAUGGACAUCGCGUACGCUGAGACCCGGCGGGGCAGCGCCAACUACGCCCUGGGCUACCCCAGCGCCAGCUCCGAGGGCAGCACCAGCACUGACAACAUCUCACUGGGGCUGGAGCCCGAGGGCCAGCGGCGGCGGCGCUCCAAGAGCAUCUCCCUGAAGAAGGCCAAGAAGAAGCCCUCGCCGCCCACGCGCAGCGUCUCCCUGAUCAAAGAGGGGCAGGACGAUGACACGGGGCUUGCUGCGGCACUGCCCAAGGAUCAGCGGCCCAAGAGCCUGUGCAUCCCACCAGAGCUCCAGGGCCACCGUUUGGUGCAUGCUGACCCUCAGGGGAGUGCAGGGAGGGAGCCUGACAGCACAGCUGCCCCCCACCAGUGGCAUCUUGCAGACUGGAAGGGUGGCAGUGAUCCCUACCGAUCCCUCUCCAGCUCAAGCACAACCACGGGGACCACAGCCAUUGAGUGCGCCAAGACACGGGGCAGCUCCGAGUCCCUUGUGUCCCCUUCCGUCUCCAGGGCCACAACACCCUCCCAGCUCUCUGCCGAGGCAGACCUGAAGACCUCCUCUCCAGGCAGGCCCACAGGACUGAUGUCCCCAUCCAGUGGGUACUCCAGUCAGUCAGAGACCCCGACACCCACCGUCCCCACCUCUGCCAUACUCGGGCACUCCCCGCACCAGGUGCGGGUGAGGCCACUGGUCCCUGAAAGGAAGUCGUCACUGCCCCCCAUAUCCCCCAUGGAGAGGAGCCCCAAGGGCAGGCUGUCCUUUGACCUCCCCAUGACUCCACCUGCCCACCUCGACCUCUCAGGGCUGAAGAUCUCCCUAAAGGGGAAGACGAAGGUCAGCAGGCACCACUCCGACUCCACCUUUGGCACCAAGAUGGCCCAGAAGACCAGUCCCAUCAUGCCCAUCAUGCCAGUGGUGACACAGUCUGACCUCCAGUCUGUCCGCCUCCGCUCCAUCAGCCGCUCAGAGCCAGAGGACAAUGCCGACGGCCCGGAGCAUGUGGAGGAGCCAGCGCGUGGCCCCUGCCCGGGGCCAGAGAGGAAGGUGAAGCCGCCUGUGGCAGAGAAGCCGCCUCUGGCCAAGCGCCCUCCAUGCAUCCUGCCCAAACCCCCGGCUCUGCGGGAGGAGGGUCCCCUGUCCUCCAUGUCCCCACCAGGCACUGCUGCAAAGGAGAAGGUGCUGCCACAGGACGGCUUCGUGGUGCUGCGGAGAGGGGAGCUGAGGAGGGGUCUGGGAGAGCCCCCCUUGUCCCUGACCCCAGCAGGACCCCGGCGGCUCUCACAGGGCAGCCUGGAGGAGCUGCAGCCAGAGCGGAGCAGUGCCGCCAACAGGGAGAGGAGGAAGGCCAAGGUGCCACCACCGGUGCCCAAAAAGCCCAGCGUGCUGUACCUGCCGCUCAUGCCAGCCCCAGCACAGCUAGGAGCCAGCAUGGGGGACCCGCCACCCACCCCCAGCCCCAUCAUCACCCUGGACGCUGACCCCACCUGCUGCGACCCCGACACUGAGGAUCCGCCGUCCCCCAAGGCUGUGGGCACCGUGCAAGCCAGUGACCCUGCCUCGGAGCAAGGCAGCUCGGCAGAGGCCAGCACAGAGGAGAAGAGCUUUGCCAGCGACAAGACAGCCGAGUCCAUUGUGGAGGAGGAUGAUGAGGUGUUCACAACAUCCCGCACCACAGAGGAUCUCUUCACAGUGAUCCACAGGUCGAAGAGGAAGGUCUUGGGCAGGAAAGAACCUGGUGAUACCUUCAGCAGCCGACCCACCUCCCACUCACCUGUAAAGACUUCAGGCUCCCCGACCAGUGAGUCCCCAGCAGCAGCAGGCAGCAGCGGGAAGUCUUCCAGCAGGAACGAGGAUUUUAAAGCCCUGCUUCAGAAGAAGAGCAGCAAAACCAGCCCCGGUACCCGGCCAUCUGCCACUGAACUGCUCAAGACCACAAACCCACUGGCCCGGAGGGUCAUCACAGAGUUCGCCCCCGAGCUGGACAGUGCAAACAGCCCCAGAAGCCAGCCCUGACCACGCAGGGGCCCCUCCAGCCGGAGGGGUGGCGAUGGCUGUAGAGGGAGUGCUGUGAGGGGCUGUUCUGGCUGCCAGGGGCCCCCGUGUCCUGCCAGGCGUUCUGCUUCUGUUUCUUACUUGGAGAGCUGCUGGCAGAGAGGCAGCAGCUAGAGCCCAAGCCCCCAUGUCUCUGGGCCCUUCCCAGAAGGGAAGAGGCAUCACGGUGGCUGGGACUGGCCCCGGUUGAGCCAGCUCCUGGGAUUGAAGAUGCCCACCCAGGAAGCAGAGUGGGACCACAGCCCCUGGCGUCACCCCGUGCCUGCAGCAAAGCAGCUUGAGACUUUGGUCCCUUCGGCAUGUGGUACUUUAAACAGCUUUUCUAAUGCACAGUGGUGGUGAUGUUUGAUUCUCUUCCCUUUGACAUUGUACCUUGAGUUUCCCAUGCAGAGAUCCGCUGGUUGAGUUUGGCUGGACACACAGAUGCACUUUGGAAAGACGCCAGGGGUUCAGCUGGAUCUGCGGUUGCUUUUGAAGAGUCACAGGAGGUUCACCCUCAUCUCCCCAAGCACCCUCCCUGCCACACGGGGAACUGGCACCCGGCGUCUGCAGCCAGCGCCACCACCUCAAGCCAAAACCCCACCCCUCGAAAGCCCCCAAAAUGCUGCAUUUUGGAGCUCCUCAGCUCUCAGUCCAAAAGCAAACCCCCGGGUCACCCCCACUGCCAGCCCCACCAGCUGCACCAUACAGAGGUUCCAGCAGUUGCCCCACUCCCCACCAGCUCCCUGCACCGGGGGUCCUGCACCGGGCUGCUGACUGCAGGUGACAGGAAUGCAGGGGGCCUUGCACCACAGGAAGGAAAUGGGAAGGAAGUUCAUCCCCAGCUCUGCCACCUUAAACCUAAUGGACCCUGCAACAGCUUCUUCUGCUGCCCCAGCUACUGGAGAUCCUGGGAUGCUACUGAGGUGGUGGCUUGAAUCCAGGCAGUUGUCACCUGAGCCAACUCCCCAGUGACUCCUGGACUUCCCUUCAGGGUUGCCCACUGCUCACCACCUGCCCAGUGAUCCCUGGGUUCCCCCAGGAUUGCCCACCGCUCACCCUUGCCCGCCAGCUGCUGGGGAGCUAAGCGAGGCCGAGCAGGACACACACCACCAGGGCACGUGCACAGGAGGGUUUGCACGUCCCUGGAUGGGAUUUGUCCCACUCACCCCCAGCUGCUUCUUCUUGGUCUGACUCCAGCAUGGGAGCUUCAGCUGCCGGUGACAGAGGCCGUGGUGAGGGGCAGCAGGGCAGGGACAGCCACUGGGACCAGGGCAGGGUGGGGAGGAAAAGCCAGCUCCAAGCAUGAGCACGGCCACGCGCCCGGAGCAACAGGAAGGGCCAGGCUGCGGCUGACAAGGAAACGGGGUGUUUAGGGAAAUUUCCGCUUUAUUUCUGCACACUCCAGCCCUUCUGUGCCGGGGGAGCAGUGUGGUAGGUCUGGGUGGCAGUGAGGCAUCAUGGCAGCCCUUCAGCUGCUGUUCUGAGGGGCCAAGCUCUGGACCCCGGGGAGCACAACCUGGGCAAACACCUCCCUGUGCUCACCCUCACGCUGGAUCUGACCACACAAGGGCUCCAGUUAGUUCCCCUCCCCUCCCUCCCAGUACUUGCCCAUUACUUCCUUCCCUCUCCCAUGGCUGCAGAUUUAAGCCUGUAAUUAAGAUCCAGGCUGAGAAACUCAGGAAAAAAAAAAGAAAAAGCCCACAAAAAAAAGCUCUAAUGAAUGUCCACACUUUGCCCCCAUCCCGUGGCCCCGCCCGGUGGCACAGCUCUGACACGGGAUGGGGCCGGAGCAGGGAUUGGGAAGCUCUGGGGACGGGUACAUUUUGCACAUGACUGCUCAGGAAACCAGGGAUGGAGCCGGCAAAGGGGGGCAAGCAUGGGGCAGGGACCCCCCUGCAAUACCCCCAGCACUGCUGGCAGCCGGAGUGGCUGAUGCUGCUGCGGAGAAAUGUCUGGAUGGGCCAGGGUGAAUCUUGGCUGCUGGGCCAGGGGUCGACUGUGGAACAGAGACUGGCCAUGGAAUGGAGACAGGCUGUUGGAUGGAGAUCAGCCGUGGGAUGGAAAAUGGCCAUGGGAUGGAGAUCCUCAUUUUCGUGGCCAGAGGAAUGGGCUCUUCCUGGCUGAGUGCUCGUCCCUGGCCACUCUCUCCCUGCUCCCUCUGGCUGCGGCUGUCCCACUGGGAAGGCAGUGGGGUCCCGGGAAGAGCCCGGCCGACGGGACAGCCCUGCCCCGGGGCGGGGGCCGCCAAGGUGCCAACUACGGAAUGUUGUACUUUUUAUCUCGCCAGCUUGGUAAAGUGCUCCCUGCUGCCUG